Messenger RNA from Zophobas morio, 1152 nucleotides. RefSeq names its product odorant receptor 4-like. Gene Ontology annotation, biological process: detection of chemical stimulus involved in sensory perception of smell; sensory perception of smell. Gene Ontology annotation, cellular component: plasma membrane. NCBI's taxonomy places the organism in Eukaryota, Metazoa, Arthropoda, Insecta, Coleoptera, Tenebrionidae. The coding region runs from base 1 to 1152 and encodes 383 amino acids. The transcript has 6 exons. The record is from RefSeq and is a predicted model, not a curated record. Gene Ontology annotation, molecular function: olfactory receptor activity; odorant binding.
AUGACUCUAGUCGUCCUGAGCGAAACCUUAAGCUACCUCCGCUUCAGUUGCAUCUGGCCCAAAGAAGGCCACGAGCUAAACCCAGGAAAAUGGUUCUACAUCAGGUUCAUAUUAAUGCUCACCUCUCAGUCGAUCAUUCUCUUUGGAAGCUCCGCCCACUUGGUCGUCUCCAUCCAAAACGACUCCAACAACAUCUUCGAAGACCUAGUUAUCCUAAUCGGAGAAGUUGGCGUUUUCUACUUCAACGCGUCAUUCGUCCGCUACGAAGAACCAAUCGCGAAAAUUUUCACGCACCUUUCUAAUUUUGAAAAAUUCGGGACACCCCCUAAUUUUGAACAACGCAACAAGAAAUUGGUGUUUUGGUCGAGAAUGUACAAAACAUUAAUCGACAUUAUCAUGUUUAACCUGUGUCUUGAGGCUUUAUUCAGGGUAAAAUCGUGCGAAAGGGAAAACUUGACGAGGAAGUUUAAGGAAAUUUGUGGAUUGGUGGUGACGACUUGGGUGCCUUUCAACAUCGACGUGUUUCCACUUAAACAAAUUCUUUACUUAUGGCAGUGUUACACGAUUGUGUUUACGAUGAAAGGGGCGGCGAUUGUUUCGUUUGGACUUAUGGAAUCAAUGGAGCACUUGGUGGUGAGAAUACAACAUUUGAAAGAGUUGUUGUUGGAGACGGUGGACACUGAAAACGAGAAAUUGAGGAACGAAAUGUUAGGGAAAUGUGUUGAAUAUCACAUUGAUAUUUUUGAGUACUGGAUUGGGCAACAGAUGGAUAAGAAUUUCGAUAGCUGUUUAUUUGCACACGUGUUGGUUUCGGGGGCCUUUUUUGGAUGUGUAGGUUAUACAAUAAUGGAGAGUUUUUCGUUAUUGUCGUGUUCGCUAUUUGUGGGUUGGGUGCUUUCCCUCGUCAUCGUUUCAAUUAGUGGUCAACAUUUAAUGGACGAGGGAUUUUCAGUUGGCGACAUCGCUUAUGAUAGCAACUGGUAUGACAGAAAUGCUUCUUUCCAAAAAAACAUUGUUCUGAUUAUAACUAGAUCGCAAAAACCCAUUCUCAUUCAUGCUGGCCCUUUUAGUCACCUUGCACACGUCCUGGUGUUGACUAUUUUUAAAACAGCGUACACCUACAUGACAAUGUUGAAUGCAACUUCUAAGUAA